CCCCGCCCCCUCCCGGCCCCGACGCCAGCACGUUGAGUGGCGGGGGCCGGCAGAAGAACUGCCCGAGCGAGGAGCGGCUCCUAGGGCGGGCGGCACGGUUGGGGCGCCGGCGUUGGGGCCCCGGAGAGGCUGUUGGGUCGGGACCGGGGUCCGCGGCCACGGGGGGAAGGGGGUGGGUGGGCUGAGAGCAGCUCGGCAGCGAGGCCGGCCCGUCGCCCCUUCCCCCCACCCCCGCCGACCUUGCCGGCAGAAGCUUCCCGGAGCUCUUCACGCCGGCGCGAUGGCGACUGCUGGGGAGACGGAGGCCUCUCCGCCGACGGACGCGAGCUGGGAAAGUGGCGGCGGCGGGGACGACGAGAUGAAGCAGGCGCUUCCGGAGCUUGAGUCCUCCCCACAAAAUGGCGGCGGCGGCCUCAGCAUCGCGGAGCCCGGCGGCGGCGCCGGGCCUGAGGAGACAGCAGCGGCCUCGGCCGCCCCGAGCGUCAGCCACGAGCAGACUCAGGACUCGUCUGAGGCGGGCGCGGCCGCUGUGCCCAAAGGCCCCGAAGAGCCCGAAAGACCCGUUAGGAGGAGUUUUCAGAUCCCCAGGAAGAGCAGAGAAAAGAAAGCACUUUUUCAGCCAUUAACUCCAGGCUCUCGAGAAUUUGAAGACGUUCUAAAUAUUCUCCAUUCAUCUUACCUUGAACCAACCUCAGUAACAAAUUUUAACUACAAACGUGCUUGCUUGAUACAUAAUGAACUUUUGGAAAAGGAGUUCACCGAAAAGCGAAGAGAACUGAAGUUUGAUGGUCGUUUGGAUAAAGAACUUUCGGAAUCCUAUGCAUUUCUUAUGGUUGAUCGAUAUCAGGUGCAAAGCAUAUGUGAAAAAGGAUUACAGGUGGGCCAGUCCAAAAUAACCAUUCUUGGCAGUCCUUCCAUGGGUAUCUAUCUUUCUAAGUAUGCUGAUUUAUUACAAGCUAACCCUUUGGAAGCUGGGGCAGUGGGCGAUGUUGUUAUUUUUAAAAUAAUGAAGGGUAAAAUAAAAAGUUUGGAAUCUAUAUUAAAUAAAAGUGCUUUGGACCCAACGCCGAAGCAUGAAUGUCACGUGUCAAAGAAUGCCAAUAGAGUUACAUCACUUUUGGCUUACAGAGCCUAUGAGCUUACCCAGUAUUAUUUUUAUGAGUAUAUCUUUGAUGAACUCAGGCGAAGACCAAGACAUGUGUGUCCAUAUGCUGUUGUAUCUUUUACUUACAAAGAUGAUAUACAAACUCCGAAGUUUGUACCUUCAUCAAGAUCUAACAGUUUCAAUGCAGAUAGAAACACUGACAAAUUUAACUACACCUUGUGGAAAGGACAGCUUUUAAAUAAAGGAAAGCUUUUGUGUUAUAUUUCUCUGAGGUCAACCACUCGUGCUUUUUUGCCUAUCAAGCUUCCCGAAAAGUUAGAUGUUGAAACAGUUAUGAGUAUUGAUCAUCUGAAACAGAAAAUCCCUCCGGCGCUGUUUUAUAAGGAAACAUACUUAGGUCCAAGUGAAGUUUUGAAGAAUGGAAUGUAUUGCAGCCUUUAUGAAGUUGUAGAAAAGACAAGAAUUGGAAGUAACAUGGAGAGUUUACUACAAAAACUAGAGAAAGAAAAACUUGUUCUUGUUAAACCUUUGGGAGACCGAGGAUACCUAUUUCUUCUCUCUCCUUGUCAAAUGGUUUCUCCAUAUGAACAUCAGACUGCCAAGUCUCGAGUCCUGCAUGCUUUAUUUCUGUUUCAAGAACCUAGAGGCAUAGUUACUUCACAAAAAGGUUCAACUAAUGCAGCACCACAGAAGAGACAUGAGAGCAUGACAGAUGUAUUAAAAAUAACUCAGUUUUUACAGUUUGCUUUGAUUCAGUGUCGAAAGGAAUUCAAAAAUAUGAAUACUAUAAAUUUUCAUUCUGUUGUUGAAAAGUAUGUAAAUGAAUUUUUUAAGCGAGGUUUUGGUUCAGGUAAACGAGAGUUUAUCAUGUUUCCAUACGAUUCACGAUUAGAUGAUAAAAAAUUCUUAUACUCAGCUCCAAAAAAUAAAUCCCAUAUUGAUAAUUGUUUGCAUGCCUAUAUUUUUCGGCCUGAAAUGUAUCAGUUACCAAUUUGUAAAUUAAAAGAGCUUUUUGAAGAAAAUAGAAAACUUCAACAGUUCAGUCCACUUUCAGAUUAUGAAGGCCAAGAAGAAGAAAUGAAUGGUACAAAAAUGAAAUUUGGAAAACGAAAUAACUCAAGGGGUGAAACUAUUAUACCUAGAAAGCACAAGUCCUCUCAUUCUUUGGAUUAUGAUAAGGAUAGAGUCAAAGAAUUGAUUAAUUUAAUUCAGUGUAGGAAAAAAAAUGUGGGUGGGGACUCAGACACAGAAGAUAUGAGAAGCAAAACUGUCUUGAAGAGGAAGCUUGAGGAUCUACCUGAAAAUAUGAGAAAGCUCGCCAAAACCAGUAAUUUAUCUGAAAAUUGCCAUCUAUAUGAAGAGUCUCUGCAGCCUAUUGGCUCUCUUGGGCAUGAUGCUGAUUUGAGACCUCAGCAGCAAGAUACCUCUAACUCCGGUGUUGCUGACAUCCAUCGGCUGUUUAACUGGCUAUCAGAAACACUAGCAAAUGCACGUCAUUCUGAUGCAUCCUUGACAGACACAGUCAACAAAGCCUUAGGAUUGAACACUGAUGAUGCCUAUGAAGAGUUGAGACAAAAGCAUGAGUAUGAGUUGAACUCUCCCGCAGAUAAGAAAGAAUAUGAGCAGCCUACUUGUGCAAAAAUUGAAAAUGUGCAUUUUAAGGGUACUCAGAGCCCAUUGUUAGAAAUUGAUACAUCAUUGUUAAAGUAUCCUGUUGCUGUUUCUACCAGUGAAGUAGGCACUGACCAUAAACUACAUUUGAAAGAAGAUCCAAAUUUAAUUAGCAUGAAUAAUUUUGAAGAUUGCAGUUUGUGUCCCACUGUUCCCAUUGAACAUGGAUUCCGCAGACAAUCUAAGUCAAAUGAUGUUGAAGAGACUGAAAUACAUUGGAAACUGAUUCCAAUUACAGGAGGGAAUGCAAGAAGCCCAGAAGACCAGCUGGGGAAACAUGGUGAGAAACAAACACCAGGUAUGAAAUCACCAGAAGAACAACUGGUGUGUCUGCCACCACAGGAGGCCUUUCCUAACGACCCCCGGGUAAUAAGUAGACAGAGAAGUUCUGAUUACCAGUUUCCAUCCUCUCCAUUUACAGACACACUAAAGGGCACCACUGAGGAUGACGUGUUGACAGGUCAGGUGGUGACAGUGGAGGAGCAGUGUGUGCCAGCAGCAGAGCCACCAACAAUGAGUGAAACCACAGAGAGGACAGUGUUAGGAGAGUACAGUCUCUUUUCUAGGAAGAUAGAAGAGAUUUUGAAGCAAAAGAAUGUUUCAUAUGUCAGUAGAAUUUCCACACCUAUUUUUUCAACACAAGAGAAGAUGAAACGGCUUUCUGAGUUCAUAUAUUCUAAGACUUCCAAAGCUGGUGUACAGGAGUUUGUAGAUGGCUUGCAUGAGAAACUAAAUACUAUUAUUAUCAAAGCAUCAGCCAAGGGUGGGAAUUUGCCACCAGUCAGUCCUAAUGAUUCUGGUACUAAGAUAGCACUGAAUCCUCUGGGAAAGCCCGUCAUCCCAAUUUCCUCAAGUGACUUCAACAAUAAACAGCUCCUUGAGCCACUUUGUAGUGAUCCUUUGAAAGACACCAACUCCAGUGAGCAGCAUUCCUCUUCAUCUUUGGGUUUAACCGAAGUAGAAGUGAACCAGCCACACCAUGCCACAGAGCUAAUGGUGACUUCUGACCAUACUGUACCUGGUGAUACUGUACGGGAACCAGUAGAAAAAGAAACAACAAAAUCGCCCAGUGAUGUAAACAUUUCUGCCCAACCAGCUCUUUCAAAUUUUAUAAGCCAGUUAGAACCUGAAGUAUUUAACAGUUUGGUUAAAAUCAUGAAAGAUGUCCAGAAAAAUACUGUGAAAUUUUAUAUUCAUGAAGAAGAAGAGAGUGUGCUCUGUAAAGAAAUAAAGGAAUAUCUUAUCAAAUUAGGCAAUACAGAAUGUCAUCCAGAACAGUUUUUGGAAAGAAGAUCAAAACUAGAUAAACUAUUGAUUAUUAUUCAGAAUGAAGACAUUGCAGGCUUCAUUCACAAGGUACCUGGCUUGGUGACUUUGAAGAAGCUCCCUUGUGUUAGUUUUGCUGGUGUUGAUAGUCUGGAUGAUGUUAAAAAUCAUACAUACAAUGAAUUAUUUGUAUCUGGAGGUUUUAUCGUGUCUGAUGAAUCCAUUCUAAAUCCAGAAGUUAUCACAAUUGAAAACCUUAAAAAUUUUUUGACAUUCCUCGAAGAACUUAGUACUCCGGAAGGAAAAUGGCAAUGGAAAGUCCACUGUAAAUUUCAGAAAAAACUAAAGGAAUUGGGCAGAUUGAAUGCUAAAGCUCUAAGUCUGUUGACGCUUCUGAAUGUCUAUCAGAAGAAGCAUCUGGUUGAAAUUCUGUCGUACCACAAUUGUGAUUCACAAACUCGAAAUGCACCAGAAUUGGAUUGCCUCAUCAGACUUCAGGCUCAGAACGUACAGCAAAGACACAUAGUCUUUUUAACAGAAAAGAAUAUCAAGAUGAUUUCCAGUUAUACAGAUAAUGGAAUAGUGGUUGCAACUACUGAAGACUUUAUGCACAACUUUAAAAAUCUUGUGGGCUAUCACAACUCAAUCACAGAAGAAAACCUUCCACUGCUUGGUGCUAAUGAGAAUCUUGAGUCGCAGUCAGAUGCUGUUUUGACAUUAACCCCUUUGGAGCUGGGAGUUGGGAUUUCCCAACAUUAAACGUGAACACAUUUCGCAGAAGCUUUUAGCAUCGGAUUAUCUGGACAUUCACACCUAGUGUGAGUGUUGUGACUAAGUGAACUUGUGGCAGAAGACCAAGCUUUAAGGGAUUGUGGACUUGCAGACCCUGACGCGUUAUAUUGUGUGAGUAGUGUAUAAUUUUAAAACUUAAACAAAUUGUGUAUUUCAAUAGAGGAGGACUUUUUGUUUUUUAAAUGUAGCUCUUUUAGAAAACGAUGAAAAGGAUGAAGAGGAUAUGUCUCUGGAUUCAGGGGAUGAAAUCUCACAAAUAGAAGUAUGCAGCAAUUUUCAUUCAGAAAUAUUGGCGAAAGAGACCAAAGGAUCACGUGGAACAGAUCAAAAUAAGAAUAUUCAAAUUGAGUUGCAAUCGUCUCUUGACGUGCAAAAAAGUUUAUUAGAAGAUAAGACUUGUCAGAUUGAUUCUGAAGAGAGAGCUUCUGUUGCUCUAGUGUGCUCUGAAGGAGAGAACAGCAGUUCAACUGAACAAGAUGCAUAUAGCAGCUUUCAGGUUUAUCACAGUCAAUUACAUAUGUCCCAUCAGUUUAGUCAUUUUAACGUUCUCACUCAUCAGACAUUUUUGGGGACACCAUAUGCCCUUUCAUCAAGUCAGUCUCAAGAAAGUGAAAAUUACUUUUUAUCUGCUUAUACUCCAAGCUUGGAUAGAGAUAAAUCUCCAUCUCCAUUAAGUUGGGGGAAAAGUGAUUCUUCCAGGCCGUUUUCAAAAGAGAAAUAAUUAUAUUAAUUUUUUUUUGAAACAGGUUGUUAUGGACUUUGUUUCUUAUAAGUGAAAUAACAAUUUAUAUUUCAUUCUCUAAACAAAAGGUUUCUUGUCCUUUCUCAAAUGUUUUUUUUCCUUUUAUUUAAAUCAUGAUGGCCUGUAACAGUUGAAGCAUCUGAAAAUUGAAAUAAAUAUAUAUAUUUUUAACAUA
Messenger RNA from Acinonyx jubatus (cheetah), 5751 nucleotides. RefSeq names its product transcription activation suppressor (gene TASOR). The transcript is spliced from 24 exons. Bases 281 to 4801 code for a protein of 1506 amino acids. NCBI's taxonomy places the organism in Eukaryota, Metazoa, Chordata, Mammalia, Carnivora, Felidae. Gene Ontology annotation, cellular component: heterochromatin; nucleoplasm. The record is from RefSeq and is a predicted model, not a curated record. Gene Ontology annotation, molecular function: chromatin binding. Gene Ontology annotation, biological process: protein localization to heterochromatin; negative regulation of gene expression, epigenetic.